Molecule: messenger RNA, 2026 nt
Organism: Lycium ferocissimum
Lineage: Eukaryota; Viridiplantae; Streptophyta; Magnoliopsida; Solanales; Solanaceae
Exons: 7
Coding region: 53-2026 (657 amino acids)
Source: RefSeq, a predicted model, not a curated record
UAAAUCUCUGAUUUCUUAAUUAACGCUGCUUGAGGUACUUACAGAAAAGAGAAUGGACGAGGUUUCUGAAAACCCCCGUGAUGCAAUGACACCUUAUCCCGAUUUGCCCGGUGAUUACCACAACUGGUCAUCCACAGUGAUCUUUUUUCAAGAAGUGAAAUCCUGUAUCAAUGUGCUUGCUCGGGAUUGUGACACUGGUUGUACGUACUAUGUUGUCAACAUCGGUUGGGACGAGUAUAUUCGUCUUGGGGAAGUUGCAUAUACUGCUGGUGACAGUAAAGUGUUUUUUAUUGGUAAUGCCGAAGGUCAUGAGGACCCGGCAAUUUUCUCUCAAGAAUGCAAAGUUUAUGAUAUUCCCAAGAGGCAGUGGCUGCUGGGCUACCCAAGGUUGAGAGCUUUCAUGCCCAAGCCAGUUAUGUUUUUUGUUGAUAUGCGGCUUUAUGUGCUUUCUAGUAGUAUGACCCGUAGACAUGCACACUUUGAGAUGCUGGAUAUCAAUAAUCUUUCCCGAGGUUGGCUUUCACUACCUGAACCCGCUUUUGUUUGGACAUGUGUAAGGGUCAGUAGCCAUCCUAUAAUUAUUGACUACUCCAAGAAGAUGCUGUACGUAGGUGAGUCUGACUGGGGUCUAUACACUUGCACUAGAACACUUUAUGCUUUCAGCUUGAAAGAUAAGAUUUGGCAUAAGUAUCGCCGUUCAAAAUCUUUGUCACCUUGCACCUGUAAUCUUAUGAAAGCCAGUUGGUCAAGUCGUUGUGUAAUUGUAGAAAAUCACUUGUACAAAUUCCGAGUGUACAAAUACACUGAGAAAUUUCAAGCUAUGCUAAUCAUCCGUAAUUUGGAGCAUAAUAUAAAGGUGUACAAUAAAGGAGUACAGCUCGAUUAUGUUGAUUAUAUUCACAGUUAUGGUGAUCCACCCAUCGAUGGAACAUAUGAGGUUGAUCUCUCCCGCAUUGUUGACCCUAAUGUGCUUCUGGAUAAGCAUGCCAAUGGCAAGCUAAUUUAUCUAGGAAAGAGGAAUUCAGACGGAAGGUUUUCUUUGGUUAUCCGGUACUCUGUAUUUAAUGACGUGCGUGACAGGAUUGGUCAAUAUGUGUAUACAUGCACGUUUGACCUGGAAUCAACAGAUGAAACUUUCUAUGUCAAGAAAGUUGGCAACUCAACCAACUCUUGUGCAGAAGAGUAUCACCGGUUGUUAGUAUCUACAUGCAUUUACUUGCUUCAGGGAAGCGAAAAAGUAGAAGAAGGGGGGGAGGAGGAGGAGGAGGAGGAGGAGGAGAAGAAGAAGAAGAAGAAGAAGAAGAAGAAGAAGAAGAAGAAGAUCGAGGGGAAGACGGAGGAGAAGAAGGAGAAGGGGGUCAGAAGCAUCAAGAGGAAGGACUUUUGUUUUUGGAAGGGGAAGGAGAAGGAGGUCAGAAGCCUCCAGGAGAUCAAGGUGAUCAUCAGAAAGGAGGAGGAGAAGAAGAAGAAGAAGUGGGAGAAGCAGAGGGAAAUCCGGGGUGAGAGGGAAAUCCGGCAGAUCGAGAGACGCAUCAGUGGAGUUUAUGGAUUAAGCAAAGAUAUUAAGCUGGUGGUGGAAGAAGCAAUAUAUUUUCAAAUUUCAGAUGCUUGGGACUAUACCAUUCUUGAAAAAGAGGAGAAGAAAGUAGGAUGUUGUUCACCUCAGUUUGAUGAUUAUUUAUCAGAAUCCUGUGACAAGACCUAUCUUGUUCUGGAUACUGCAACUAGUAAGCAGGUGCUUAUGACAGAUUUGCAUUGUGGGAUCUGCAAACUGUUGUUGUGCCGACCUGUAGUUCUUAAUUGUGGCCAUGGAGCUGAGGCCAAAGCUGCUGAUUGCAAAUCGCUACCUAAAUUUAAUCUUUCAACAUGGUUAAUGGGUGGAGGAUCAGUUCAUUAUGGAUUUGGUUGUGAUUGUUGUGGGGAUGGGCUCCACACCAUCCUUGGAGGAGUUGAGAAUUUGUUGUCAUUACAAAUAUUUGGCCAACUCGAGAUGGCUAGUGUGUUUAAUCAAAAAGGAAGGAAAUAG